GCUACUUAUCUUUCUCUCCCCCCCCCCCCCCCCCAUGUCCACGAUUUCGAGGCGGCUGGGGCCCUCAGCUACAUGUAGUAGUAAGACGAAAGAGACGAGGAGAAAUUGAGUUGUUGACGAGGUUGAAUACAUGUAGACGAUUUCUCAAACUGGCGGGCGAGAUAUUCUGUGCACUCGUAGUACAUGUAGAAGAUGAGGAUGCUCCAGCAACUGAUCAGUGAUGGAUGGUGAAACAAGAGCCAGCAGUAGCAAAGCUGGUCGACGUGUCGUGGAGUCAUACACAUUCGAACGGCAGGAAGAAAAGGCUUUCCUGGAGCGAGUCACUGACUUGUUUCAGUCGUAUAGCAACCAGGAUGGCAGCUGCAGUCAGCCAGAGCCUGUGUCAUGGAUCAGCUUCUUGCAAGCAGACUGCUUGACAGAAUGGUGGCUGUAUAGAGCCUGCUACCAGGGGCCUGCCGGCAGCAGCAGUUCCAAGAUACGGCCGGACGCCAAUACUCCACCGCCGUGCUCCUUUGUUGCACUGUCGACUCCAUCUUGCCUGCAGAUAUGGACAGUGGAGAACAGUGGGUGUGCUCGUGAGCUGCUGGCUGUUAGCAGUGGCCUGUGCCGCCAAGCGUGUUUGCUGCCCUCACCCUCUCGGGCAGGCAGGGACAGUUUUAGUAGGGAUCGUCCGCUCGUUGCCCUGGUCCAGCAGGACUCAUCCGAACGGAGUUCUGGUGCAUUCACUGUCCUUACUUUCUACUCACUUCUCACUAGUAAACUGAUGCAGACGCUCACGUUUUCUGCAGAGAUUCUCAACGUGCUAGCCAACAGUCGUGUGGUUGCUGUGUCAACACGUCUUGAAGUGGCCUUGCUCAACGCAGCCAGUCUUGAGCAGCGUCUUGUUAAAGUAAGUAGUGUAGCUUCUCCGUUCAAUGCCCUGGCUCUGGGAGAUCAGUGGCUUGCGUUCACUGAACAUGAGUUACACUCACGGUAUAGUUCCCGCGGUGGCGUCAGCGACAAUCAGCAAACCACCUACACCGCUGCCGUGCUGAAUGCAGCCAAGUCGAGCGCUGCAGCAGUUGGCUAUGGCAUCGGUGCUAUUGGAAGUGCUAUCGGGCGUAUGGCCAUGAGGACGACUUCUCAGUCUGGACCAGCACAGCCCGGCACUGCCAAUAACUGUUCAUCAGGUGAUCCUGGCGUGGGUAUAGUGACGAUAGUCGACACGGCUACUCUAGUUCCGUUAUCACAUGAUGAGCCGAAGGAAGCAAAGAAGUCUGCUGUUAGCAUUUCUGGCCAGGACAAUGCUCUUUGCUGCAUUGUUGCACAUUUCAAGGCACAUUCGAAUGAGUCACUGGGCUUACUGCAGUUUGAUUCCUCGGGCACCAUGCUCGUCGCGUGUGGCUCUGCAGGCCGUCACUUCAAUCUCUAUCGCAUUGACAACCAGAGCUCGGCGAGCAGUUGCGAGACUAUGGUCCAUCACCUGUACAGCUUGUACCGGGGAGACACCUCUGCCAUGGUUCACGGUGCAUCCUUCUCAGCCGAUUCCCGGUGGCUGAGCGUCACCACCGACCAUGGCACAUCCCAUGUCUUUGCUAUCCUCCCUGACGGCGGUGGACCGGCAACGCUGACCUCGCAUUCAGCAUCCCUACCCAACAACUCCUCUCUGUUUGAGAGCAGCAGCGGAUCGUCUGGACAGUGUUCCGUGUCAGCAGCGACAUCCGCAGUGCCUCCCCGUGAGGCUGGCUCUACUCCAGUGCUCUCCAGGCAUGGCAGCAGUAUCAGUAGCAGCAGUAGCAGCAUCAGCAGUAGCAGUGCAAUGCACCUGACAAGUGUUGAGCAACUAGCCACUGGCCAUCCCCAGUACGGUGCCUGGCUAGCCACGUCCGCACGGCAUCCUGUCAUUGCGUGCACUCACUUGGAAGCCGCCACCCUGAUCAAGCCAGUGAACGAUCUUCCGGCAUCUACUGCCGCAGCCUUUCCAGUUUCAUCAGCACAAGCCACAUCCGGCAAUGCUGAUCAAAAAAGCUGGUCUUCACCCGGACCCUUGAUAUCGUCCGCAAUCUUCAGACGCGGAGGUGGUCAGCAUGGCAUGCCAUCUAUUCUGGUGUACUCUCUGUCCCAACACGCUCUGAUCGACUACAGCAUAUCCAUCUCGUCGGAUACUGAAGAAGGCGCCAUUUCCGGCCUGGUAUCUGUCAUUGCCACAGCGAAGCAAGCAUGGCCACUGCUACGGCGCACAGAUGCUGAAUUCACCAAGCACUGUGCCACAAUGCCCAUGGAAGAAUUCAGAAAAGAAAUGCUAUCGCGUGACUUCAGCACUGCUUCCAAUUCUGGGGUGACUGGCCAGCAAGUGUUUUCUUGGCAUGGCGGCUCAGCCGAGUUACAGCAGAGCAACGAGAUGUGCCUGGCCGCUUUCCGACCGCUUACAUCCUGCAUGCCCUAUCGUCUUCUUCUCAACGGGCCACAGUUCGAGUUCCAGAAUGGUGGUAGUGGGGAUGAGAUAAGUGUUGACAAAACUAGCACGGACUUGUCAUCUAAUGUUGGUGUUAUGCUUGUGGAUGGGCCAUGGCGCGGUAUCAUACCCGAAAAUCAGUAUACCAAUGGUCAGCUGCCUGAGGAACAGCUUGAAGCGCUUCGUGCUGCAACCGCUCCUGUCUGUGAAUGAGACUCUUGAUGGCCAGUGGCACGUGUAUUGCGCAGUUCUGACGCAUUCUCGUUUCAUUUUUCCCAAGUACACUGCAUGUACACUGUAUUUAUAAAUCCUUUUUCAUAUCUCAGCUAUAUAAUACUGAUCAAUCAUCUCAGAGCAGUGUAACUAUAUUGGGCUGCUCGCGCACUUUCUGCAGGUUUUCUUUGCUGUGUUCUAAGCCAAUGCCUAUUCCAACGGGCAGUUUGAACUAGCAUCAGCCAAUAUCCAUAAAUUAUUAGAGCAUCGCUCUCCAUGCAACACACUGCAGCAUUGCUGUUAGAGAGCCAUGAUUUAGCGUGCCCAGGCCCUGCUCAUUUGAGCACUAUUCAGCUUAUUCAUUCACUUUAGUGGGUUUUUAGUGAUUUUUAGAGAGUUGUGACAUAACAAUGAUUAUGACUUCAUCUCGUAAAGAAUUUUAAUUUGUGUUCCUGUUUUUUUUCUGCUACUUGACUUGGCCACGGGCAUAGGACAUACAUUACAUCGUAAUGCACACAUACAUAGCAGUGCCGGUUGGCUGUCUUAUAGUGACGGUGGCAUGGCCUGAGAGUCAGCGGUGUGAGCAGAUUGCUCCUUUUACCCCAUAACUCCUGUUUCUUACUGUA
Molecule: messenger RNA, 3273 nt
Organism: Sycon ciliatum
Lineage: Eukaryota; Metazoa; Porifera; Calcarea; Leucosolenida; Sycettidae
Product: BCAS3 microtubule associated cell migration factor-like
Exons: 20
Coding region: 221-2647 (808 amino acids)
Biological process (GO): response to starvation; autophagy
Cellular component (GO): cytoplasm
Source: RefSeq, a predicted model, not a curated record